UGUCUGGGAGUCCAAACUGUUUCACCUGUGUGAAAACUUUGAAACAAUGAGCCGAUGCAGAGGAAUGUAAAUGAAUUUCUGGCCUCAUCCGCUUCCAAACCGGAAGUAAACAUGGACUAUCUCUUCCCAGAUCAACGGGGGAAGCCCCAACAACGGACUUUGACCGUCUUUUGACAGCUAUUUAAGAAGUUACUUUCUAUUUUGGUUCAGUAGCAGGAACAGUCUCUGAUUACAUUGAGUUAUAUGUCGUCAGCUCCGCAGGUGUUACUAUUUCUCAGACGUGUUGCCAGCUGAUCCAAGUCCUCUGUCUGUCUGUCAGGUGAGCCGAAACGGAGACCUGCUGUGUGACGAGCAGAAGGAGCAGUCUAAUCCACAAUAUGUGUUGGUGUUUGCCUGUUAUCGUGGGUUUCCUGUUUGUGGCCCUCCUGUACUGUUUCUGUUUUGUGAUCCAGGGGUUCUGUGGGUGGCCAGACAAGCCUGGCUACAAAAAGUACAUCGAAGCUCUAAAUCCCAGGCGGAUAUACCGUUUGACCUUAGCUGCAUUUGAUCUUCUCAAAUACGUUCAGCAUUGGAAACUGCAUUUUCAGAUUAAGUCCUGGUAUAGAAAUGAGCAGAACACUAAGCACUUCAAAAAGGGCAUUGUUUAUGGCCGCCGAGGCAACAAGCUGGACUUGUAUUAUCCCCCCAUACACAAUAAAGAUAAGUUUUCACCUCUGGUUGUGUUUAUCUAUGGCGGUGCAUGGAGCUCUGGACACAGAUCCAUUUACUGUUUACUGGCAAGGCAGAUGGCUGAAGAACUGGAUGCAGCUGUUGUUUGUCCAGAUUACUGUACUUAUCCAAAGGGGAAUGUUCUUAUGAUGAUUCAAGAUAUUGCCGACUGUCUGAUAUGGGCGCAAGAGAACGGACAGACGUUCAGCUUUGACAAGGACAACAUUGUUUUAGUUGGCCAUUCAGCAGGUGCUCAUUUGGGUGUAAUGACCGCACUAUUUCUCCUCGACACACGAGAGGAUCUGGUGAUAGAGACAAAGAAACAGCAGCAGAUUUUACAGUCAAUACAAGGAGUUAUUGGACUGAGUGGUGUUUACAGCAUUAUGGACCAUUAUGAGCAUGAGAAGAAGCGAGGAAUUGAGUACGUCUCUUGUAUGUCAAGAGCCAUGGAUGGGGAGAAAAACUUUCCACACUAUUCACCAAUGCAAAUAGUACAGAACCUUAGUGAUGACAAGCUGAGCAGAGCUCCACGGUUCGUUUUGCUUCACGGGAAUUGUGACAUCGUUGUUCCGUUUGAGUCUUCCACGAAGUUCUACAAGCUCCUCUCUUCACUGUCCGGAAAGGUGUCGCUCCACCUGCUUCCUACCGUCAACCACAUUGAGAUGGUCACUGACCUCAUGCUGUCAAGCACGCCCUUCUACCAGCCGAUCUUCAGAUGCAUCGAACGCGAGUUCAGGAAACUCCUAGGUACAUGUUAACAGCCUAUCAGGCCCAUGUCUGGGUCUGCAAACAUCAGCUGCCAGGGACACGCAUAUUGUACAGCACCUGCUCUAAUGCCACAAAAUAAAAAAAAUGUUUUGAUUUAUAAUUAUAAUAAACUAAAAAAAUAUAUGAUUUAGCUGUUUUCUAUCCAAAAUCAGAAAGCCUAAAGAAUACAUGGCCUGUUUGUGCCUUCACAGCCCUAAGCAGUGUUUCUUUUUCACGCUGCAUUCACCACAGACAGCCAUUACGUCUCAGAGUUCACCACAGAAAACGUCCUCCACCACCUGAGCCACAGCUGCCUGUUAUGAAAUCAAAACUGAAAAAUAUUAGCUGAAUCCAAAAUGAUGUCUAACUUCACUAAAAACAUCUUGUAAUAAACUGUUUUAUUAUGAGAUGUGCAUAGAAAACUAUGUUAAAAUAUUAGUAUUAUUAUUAAUAAUAAUAUUAUUACUACUGGAGUCAAAUUGCAGAAGCAGUACCUCUUAUUCUUGGGCUACUGGUUUUGAAGGGAAUGUAGAUGCACAACAUUGAUCAUAUUAUUUGUGUUAAAUAUAAUUUGUAUGAUAAAAUUGACUUGAAUGUUGUGAUGUUUAAUUUAAUACCAAUAGCAUAACACUUAUGUUAUUGAUAUUAAAUGGACCAAAAACUGUUGAAAAAAAAAUAAUAUUUUUUUAUGAGUUGUUUUUUUUUUCUGUGUAAUAUGUGCAGUUAAGCUCAAAACUGUUGAUACCUCAUGUAGAAUUAGUUUUAAAGUAAAGUUUUAAUUUGACCAACUUGUUUCUUCUGUCUUGAAGUAAUAUUAAUGUUUUGGAGUGGCCCAGCCAGACUCUUGUGCUACGGUGAUGGCAAGAAAACCAUCCAGCCUCAACAAUUUGGAUUUUCUUGCAAACGAUAAAUGAAAUCAAAAUACUAGUGGAAAAAAAAAUACAAAAAUAAGAUGAGCAAUGAAUGCUUUGAUUACAGGGACACCAAUAAAGAUUUUUUUCUGUA
Messenger RNA from Poeciliopsis prolifica (blackstripe livebearer), 2460 nucleotides. RefSeq lists its product as uncharacterized. NCBI's taxonomy places the organism in Eukaryota, Metazoa, Chordata, Actinopteri, Cyprinodontiformes, Poeciliidae. Bases 378 to 1466 code for a protein of 362 amino acids. The transcript has 9 exons. The record is from RefSeq and is a predicted model, not a curated record.